This is a messenger RNA of Vavraia culicis subsp. floridensis, 745 nucleotides long. RefSeq lists its product as uncharacterized. The record is from RefSeq and is a predicted model, not a curated record. Lineage: Eukaryota; Fungi; Microsporidia; Pleistophoridae. The transcript has a single exon. The coding region runs from base 1 to 648 and encodes 215 amino acids.
AUGAAAGAAUGGCUUAUGUUGGUAUACGUGUUUCUACCAAUUAUUUUUGCGACAGAAGAGAGUCUGGAAACGUAUAUUUCUACAAUUCUUAAACAGCUUGGUGACGUAAAAGAUGACAUUAAAGCGAUGCUUGAAUCAAAUAGUGCAGUAGAAAAACUAAGAAAUAUGGAUAACAAAAUGUUUAAAAAUGCGCAGAAAUUGCAUCAUUCCUUCCAAAAUGGCUAUAAGGACUAUAAGAAUUCAUCUGAUGGCCUUAAAUGCUACACUAAGACAAUGACGUAUGCAAUCGACCAGCUGAACCUCAUAAAGCAGUUUGUGUGUGAACCAGGAAUAAAUGAUGUGGUGAAAUUGAGUCCAGAUGUAUAUGAUGAGAUCAAGAAUACCAUAAAGGACAAAAAGGUACUUACGGAGCAUCAUGGUGAGAUAAGUGUCGAUGGAGAAAAGGUUGUCAAAUUUAAUGAGAGUUUGUUAACCCUUCUAGACCGAUUUCUGGAGGUUACAACCGAGCUUGACUGUCUUUGUCUUAAAGUUCUCAACGAUAUAACAGUGGAUGUGUGUAUUUUGCGAAGUAUUAUCAGUCGACAUAGCUGCAAAGCAUGCAGCGCCGGAGUAAACAACACGAAAAAAACCGAACCUGCACGCAAAUAACGAAUUUGUGGGUUAGAAAGUGGUUAAUGGGUCGAAUUUAGUGGAUCAUAAUCUGAAAAUAAUGACAGCAAAGAAUAAUUAAAGUUAUAUGUGCGAA